UACCCCCUCCCCACCCCCGACGAGAAAUCGCGGGAUCCGGCGAGACUCGGCGAGAUUCCUUCCCGAUUCGUACCACUUCUCGUAAAAACACUUUCCCGGUGUCGUUUUUUGCCGCUUUUUCCCCUCCCCGUCUCUUCCCUCGGCCGAGAGCAUCAUACUGAUAAGUCAUAAUGUCUGGAAUUGCCAUUGCACGACUAGCAGAGGAGAGAAAGGCAUGGAGGAAAGAUCAUCCAUUUGGUUUUAUUGCAAGACCGACAAAGAACCCUGAUGGCACUCUGAAUCUCAUGAACUGGGAGUGUGCCAUUCCAGGAAAGAAGGGGACUCCUUGGGAAAAUGGACUGUACAGGCUGCGAAUGAUCUUCAAGGAUGACUACCCAUCAACCCCACCCAAGUGCAAGUUUGAACCUCCUCUGUUCCACCCCAAUGUUUACCCAUCAGGAACAGUGUGUUUGUCACUCCUGGAUGAAGAGAAGGACUGGCGACCUGCAAUUACCAUCAAGCAAAUCCUUUUGGGUAUUCAGGACUUGCUUAAUGACCCCAACAUCAAGGACCCUGCACAAGCUGAAGCCUACACUAUUUACUGUCAAAACCGUCUGGAAUACGAGAAAAGAGUACGAGCCCAGGCCAAGGCAAUGUCCGCUCCAUUUGAGUAGAGAGAAUCGCAGCCAUCACAAUACAGGAAGCAUGGAGAGUUCUUGAGAUAGCAAUUAGUUAUUGAGAAGCAUUGCACUUCUGGUUUCAGUGCAUCUGCUGGUGGGAAGGGGCCUAGAAGUGGUGGUCUUGCCAGCAGACACAUUUGGUUUGGGGGUUUCCAUGAAUGAACUUUUCUAGAGGAAUUGAGUACGCCUAUGCGAUGCUGAUUGCAGAAAGCGGCAUCUUUUUAUGUUUUUGAAAUACGUGACAAGCAUCUCAUUCCAUUCUCUGUUUUAAGUGACAUGGCUCACUCUUUACUCUUUUUUUUUUUUUUUUUUAUUUGAACCUUCUCAGUGAUCUAACAGUCAAGAAAAGAUAUCCUCGGACAAGAGAAUCUAUCUUCCCGGGAAGUGUUUAUUUUUUAGGUAUACUGUAUAUUCCCCCCCCCCCCCCUCCCUUAUGUACCUGUUCCUACAAAUAUAUUUCCUCCACUGAGUCAUUAAUGGAUAUUAAGUAAUAAACUAUUUUUACCAUUAUUCUAGUUUUUGUUCAUCAUAAAAGCACACACAAUUCAUCAUAUAUUUAUGGUGCAUUGAAUAUUCAUAUAAAGUUUGUAUGGUGUAGGUAUCUAUGUACAUGUUACAUCAGUGUCGAUAUGAAGUGUGAGAAUUUACUUUUCAAGGAAGUAUUUAGAAGUUAAAAUACAAGAAUUAAAUUGGUGAUAACUUUAUUAUAUGGAAUUUACAAAUGGUUGCAUAUUUGAAAACUGUACAGAUUCAAUGUCUUGUUGUUUUUCUCUAAAUCUUGCUUAACAAUGAUGGGUUUAACGUUUCGACCUGGAUAUGCAUAAUAAUAAUAAUAAUAAAAAUCCUUUGACUAAAUUUGUGGAUUUCUCCAAGAAAUGGAGAUAUGAAUUAUCCUUUCCCCUCUUUAUAAUGUGAAAGUAAAGAUUAAGUUGAAGCCCUUGCUACCUUCUCCUCAAUAAAAUUAAAUUGGUAUUCAAGGUAAAUUAACUUUCCUUGCAAUUAGCCUAAUUAUUGGAAUGCUAGCAAAUUAUGUCCAAUAUGCUACAUGCUCCUGUUUAUUUUAGUGUGACCUUGGGAUGUCUGUAUCAACAAUAGAAAAAUGGUUUUGUACAAACAAUUGUGAUGCAGUGAUGUAUCUAUAUCAACCAACAAUAGAUAUUAUUAUACAUGA
Penaeus chinensis is the source of this 1830-nucleotide messenger RNA. RefSeq names its product SUMO-conjugating enzyme UBC9-B (gene lwr). Gene Ontology annotation, biological process: protein sumoylation. Gene Ontology annotation, molecular function: SUMO conjugating enzyme activity. Gene Ontology annotation, cellular component: nucleus. NCBI's taxonomy places the organism in Eukaryota, Metazoa, Arthropoda, Malacostraca, Decapoda, Penaeidae. Bases 171 to 653 code for a protein of 160 amino acids. The transcript has 6 exons. The record is from RefSeq and is a predicted model, not a curated record.